AUGGCAAAGGAAGCUGAAGUUGAGAAUUAUCAGCCCUGUUUGGAUCAUAAAGGAAAAGAAGUAUCUCAUGGGGAUAGAUUUUUUCCUCUUGGUAGCGAUCCGUGUACUCAGUGUACCUGUCUGAAUGGCAAACCUCAGAUGUGCAUAGCCGUUUUUUGCUCACCACCCGAAAAUUGUCGUCAGUAUCAUGCUUUAAGUGACAAAUGCUGUGAAUUUGUUUGCCUGGAUCGAGACUUUCCUAACAAAGCAUCAGGAAAUGGAACAUAUCCAGGCAAGGAUGAUACAGAUGCCUUGAGCACCACAAAUCUUGGUUUAAGACUUGUUGCCAGUACGGUUACAUCAUUCUUAAUUCUUGCUCUUUUGUUGUUCAUGAUUCAUCGUUUGCGUCAAAGAAGACUUCUACUUAUGAUUCGUCGUUUUCAUGCUCGGCGAAUGGACAACGGCAAUGCUCACCUAUCUAGAAGGUUUUCUGAGGAUGACGAUGGUAGUGUUGGUUAUUUUGUUGGCCAUGAUCAGUUAGAUUUCAGUCGAUAUGAUGAACCACCUCCCCCAUACACAUUAUGGAAACCACCAGAAAUGUAUAUUCCUCCUGGAGAGGCACCUCCUCCAUAUGAUCUUUCUGUUCAGCUGACAGCUCCUUAUUCAAGCAGUGCUCGCUAUAACUAUGCACCUACAGAGACUGUUGAUGUUACUCAGCAACAAGCCAUCAUUCAUGCAGAAAAUCUGGAAGAAUUUCCUCAAAAUACAAAUUCAGUUGAUGUAUCAGCUGCUAAUAGUAAUAUGAUAACUGUAGAAACUUUUCCGGGUCCAAAUUGUAGUUUAUGUACAGCAGCAGAUAUUGAAAUGAACAAUGCAGCCAAUUCUUCUGAUAGAGCAGUAUUACCUCCUGAUAUUCAAUAUGAAGAAUCUUGUUAUGGGUUAAGUAAUGCUGUGGCUUGUUCAUCUCAACCGGAGAUAACAGUCAUUGAUUCAGAUGUGAGAGAUGAAGAUCAAACUAAUACUAAUGUUGCAUGUUCAAGUAAUUCUUGUGAUGAUAAUGCUGUAGCAACAACCAGUUCUUGUACUUGCUCUUUAACAUCCAGGAAAGGCAAGAUAUACAAACGCCAUUCAUGCACUGAAUAUGAGCAAAAUAAAUCUCGAAAGUCUGGGCACAACAGACAUUAUAGUCUUCAUCCAUCUGGAAAUCAAGAAAAUAAUAAUUUAUACCCUGAUCCUACUUCAUGGAAUGGAGAAGCUAGUGAAUCUUCAAGCAGCUCUAGUCCUACUUAUGAUCAGCCAACUUUAAGUCCCAGUACUAGUGACUCAAGUUCAGCUGAUGCAGAUUUCCCACGUGUUUCUCGAGUGGAUAAGUUGCCCGGGACUACAGCGUGUUGUACAAUUCCUACCAGGACUUCAACUCAUGAAAUAUCGUUUGAAAGUUCAAGAACUAAAGACAUAGCAGAUGAUGUUUCGAAGCCUCCUAAUUUCCAAAAAACUUUAUCUAAUUUAAAGAAAUUUUCUCUAAUAAAGAGAAAAAAGAAAAAACGGCGUAUGGAGAAAUUGAAUGAAAUAAGUUGUAGUUUUGUAUGUCAGUCGCUGGCUGAUAAUUUGCACUCUACACAUCAGCCAGUGUUUGAAGAGAGUGUGGAUCUUGCAUUGCGAAAUUCUGCUGAAAAUAUUUCUCGUCCAUUGGAAGCUAUAAAUCCUCACAUUGGACAUAAACUUGCAAGCAGUGGUUUAAGAGCACAAAUCAGACCAACAAGUAUAAACAUCCCUGGCCAUUCAUACAGGCAACAUUUGAGGGGCAGUGAUGGAGCAGGUCCAAGUUAUUUAUCUUAUGGAGAUGGUGCCUGUUGUUCUUCUGUUGUCACAGUUUCUGGCAGCACAGUUGGUGACAACUGCUCUAUGUGUUGUAAUGCAUCAAGCCCAGAUUCUAUUUGUGAAGAUCAUAGACCACAAGCAGAGGUUCACAUAAUCCAAUCAUCUCGUUCUUUAAAUAGACAAGGUAUUUCAAGAUCUGGAUCAAUUUGUUCUGAAACAGGAGAAAGGAGACAUCAUCGUUCUGCUGGUUCUUCACCAACUACUCUUCCUCGCUCAAACCAUUCUUCAGAUGGAAACAGGUAUUCUGAAUCUCGCUGUGCAUCUUCUUCUCACAUUUUAGUUAAUGAUCGGACUAUGAGCAAUAGAAAUAGCUUUCAAGGACAAGAUUCUGUUGAUGGAAAUGUGAGACACAUUCCAGUUUGGAUCGUGAAUUCAGUUGCCAUUGCUUCUAGACAUGAAUAUGACACCCCAAACGUUCAUUCCUCUUCUAUUCGCCGUUCUGCUAGUGGAAGCUUUGGGGAGAAUUCCCGAUCAGUAGGUGAUAUCAGUUCUCCCUUAGACUUUAGAGAUUCAAUGCUUUCCUCUGGUAGUAGUUGGGAAGCUUGUAGUCAUCUAUGAUGGUUUAAAGAUUAAUGAUUGAAUUGAAAAUGUAGAAAGAUUCAGGUCAUUAAGGUU
Messenger RNA from Uloborus diversus, 2475 nucleotides. RefSeq lists its product as uncharacterized. The record is from RefSeq and is a predicted model, not a curated record. NCBI's taxonomy places the organism in Eukaryota, Metazoa, Arthropoda, Arachnida, Araneae, Uloboridae. Gene Ontology annotation, molecular function: protein binding. Bases 1 to 2418 code for a protein of 805 amino acids. The transcript is spliced from 4 exons. Gene Ontology annotation, cellular component: membrane.